Messenger RNA from Postia placenta MAD-698-R-SB12, 486 nucleotides. RefSeq lists its product as hypothetical. Bases 1 to 486 code for a protein of 161 amino acids. The transcript is spliced from 2 exons. The record is from RefSeq and is a predicted model, not a curated record. NCBI's taxonomy places the organism in Eukaryota, Fungi, Basidiomycota, Agaricomycetes, Polyporales, Adustoporiaceae.
AUGGCCAACAUACUCAACGAUAACGACAUUGUCGCCGCGCUCUUCGCCCGGUUUACCGGUGGAUACCAUUACAUGAUCGCCCUGUAUGGUGUCGGAGAGGGCAACACGGCCAUCAAACUCCAUGUCAAUAAUCUUACCGGAGACUUCGCAUUUGAUACUGGAAGCUACAACCUCUUGGGGUCUCUUACGCUGUGUACGCUUAUAAAGAUAGGGACUCGGGGACAGGUUUCUCCUGCGGAAAUCCGCGCGAUAGUAGAGGCGAUUCCUCUGGAAGUCCCUCCCGCAGACCAAGCAACGGAGAAGACGUUCGAUUGUCGCGUUUGGUUCAGAGAAGCGGUACGGCGUCUGGACGCUAACGGCAUACUUACGUGUCCGGACAUCGAUGCCUUAGAGAUUGAGCUCGAGAGGCUUGCUGAUCCUAACGCCCGAAGCAUCCUCCAGGGCAUAGGAAGAUUCACCUACUUUGUAGCCACAACCUGUACAUGA